This is a messenger RNA of Penicillium samsonianum, 1779 nucleotides long. RefSeq lists its product as uncharacterized. Gene Ontology annotation, molecular function: catalytic activity; phosphopantetheine binding. The transcript is spliced from 2 exons. The record is from RefSeq and is a predicted model, not a curated record. The coding region runs from base 1 to 1779 and encodes 592 amino acids. NCBI's taxonomy places the organism in Eukaryota, Fungi, Ascomycota, Eurotiomycetes, Eurotiales, Aspergillaceae. Gene Ontology annotation, cellular component: cytoplasm. Gene Ontology annotation, biological process: secondary metabolite biosynthetic process; amino acid activation for nonribosomal peptide biosynthetic process.
AUGGGGGGGGAAGUCAAAAUCAUCAACGCCUACGGUCCAUCUGAAUGCACGAUAGCCAGCACAAUGGCGGUCUAUGGAGUGGACUUGACUAAAAUAGUGAACAUUGGCCAAACCUAUGGCCUGAACGCCUGGAUUACAUCAUGCAAUCAGCCGAACAAGCUGGAUCCCAUCGGUGCCAUUGGAGAGCUUGUCCUCGAAGGGCCCUUGGUUAGAGGGGGGUACUUGAAUAAUCCUGAAAAGGCAGCCAGCGAAUUCAAAUCAAAUCCUCCCUGGCUAUCUCGGAUUGAUGGUGAUUUGAUCGCUCAUGGCCAGCGGGGGCGAUUGUAUCGAGCGGGUAAUUUGGUGAGUUGGAACAGCCAUGGCAGACUGAUAUUUGCCGGCCGAGCGGAUACGCAACUCAAGAUCCGUGGGCAGCGUGUGGAAUUAGGAGCCAUUGAAUUCCAUAUCAGGCAGUUCCUUAGCCCUCCGUUCAUGUUAGUGGCCGAAGUCAUCCAAAUAAGCACCACCAAAGACUCUGGAUACAGCUCCCAGAGGUUGAUGGUGAUUUUGUCGUCUCACAACCGGAAGGAGGAUGUGGAUGUUGCUACUGAAGGAUGGAAGCGCUUUACAAAAGCAAAGCAUGAAGAGAUAAAGAGGCAUCGUACGCAAGCCCUCCCAUCAUAUAUGGUUCCCUCGUCCAUCUUAGAGUUAGAUCGGAUCCCACUUAUGCCUUCUGGAAAGAUUGAUUGCAAGAGGCUCCGAGAACUUGCAGUACACGCCAAGUUGGAGGAGAGUGAGCAAACUGGAACUAGUCGAGGAGCCGCAGACAGACUUGACGGAUUUCAGCGAUAUGCCAUUCGAUCUGCUUUCGCGCAACCUGGCACUGAAUGGAACUAUUUCUCCAUGAGAUUCAGUGGCCUUACCGACACCAGGAAUUUGACAAACCUCUGCCAUCAGCUCGUAUCGUCACUCGAGAUACUGCGAUGUGUUUUCCUACCUCAUGACUAUGGUGGUCAAUACAUCCAGGUUUUUUUACAUGCCUUGGCAACAAAGGUCACUGUUAUCCGUAAUUUUGAUGAACCAUUGGAAGAAGCAUGUGCGAGGGAUUGUUUGACUGAACUAAAAGAGAAACUUAUCCCCGGCUCACCCUUUGCCAAGUUCUUCAUUUUCCAGUCCCCAAAGCAUAAUAUGUGUCAAUUGGGGAUGGGAAUUUCCCAUGCUCUCUACGAUGGAAUCAGUCUACCGCAAAUGGCUGAACAUAUUGGCGCGCUCUAUGAUGGCCGACCAGUCCCAGCUGUUGGUCAAUUCUCUUCUUACAUGAACUCGAUCACUUCUGCCACUUCCGGCUUUUCUCGGGUAGCUUCUUGUGCCCACUGGCGCUCCCUGUUACAGGACGCACCCGUCCCAACCAAUAUAAUUUCCAAUGAUUCCAGAACUUACGCCCGGAAAGCAAAUACGCAUGUUCAGCGAGGUCAAGCUUUCUCGUCCCCCAAAUGUGCCACUGCGGGAACGAUGUUUCCUGCUGCAUGGCGUGUAGCACUUGCCCGGGUUACUGGGGGAAAUGAUAUCGUGUUUGGUCGUGCUGUCUCCGGGAGGACAUUAACCUCCGCCACUGCAGACCAUGAGAGCGUUAUCGGGUCAUGCUUGAACCUUGUACCUGUGCGGGCGAAGCUUUCAGACUUUGGUUCUGUUAGUCGAUUCACUACCGCGGACAAGUCCCAGAUCAUAGAAUCGCUUCAGUCCCAAUUCAUCGACUCCAUCUCCCAUGAGACCACUGGACUGGCUGAAAUCGCGAGAUAG